AACACUCCUAUGGAUAUGCUGGCGCUGCUGUGUGUCACUCGCUUUGAUGAGCACAAGUUCCCUCUGGGAGACCUGGGCCGUCCUGUGAGUCCUUGGGUGCAAUGGUGCAACGAUAAUAUCGACUUACAAGACAAAACUCUGACAAAGGAAUCAGCAAUGAAGCUGAGGCUACUAACCUCCAUCUUUGCGCUCAGGCGGACCUUAGAGGACAGCGGAAUCGUAAUGCCCGAGAAGAAGUACGAUAUGAGACAACUGGAACUCUCGGAGGAGGAAGCGAACUACUACAGAGAAUAUCAGAUUCGUUGUGCAACGAAAAUCGAAGUUUUCAAGAAAGAAAACAGGUUAGAGAAACAGGCCAUCUGUGUGUUCGCCAUGCUGACCCGUCUGAGGCAGCUGUGCAUACAUCCGUGGCUUGUGCAGUAUACAGGUGCGACA
This is a messenger RNA of Sphaeroforma arctica JP610, 435 nucleotides long. RefSeq lists its product as hypothetical. Gene Ontology annotation, molecular function: ATP binding; ATP-dependent chromatin remodeler activity. The transcript is spliced from 2 exons. Lineage: Eukaryota; Ichthyosporea; Ichthyophonida. The record is from RefSeq and is a predicted model, not a curated record. The annotation marks the transcript as partial.